This is a messenger RNA of Oncorhynchus masou masou (cherry salmon), 4637 nucleotides long. Its product is annotated as probable polypeptide N-acetylgalactosaminyltransferase 8. NCBI's taxonomy places the organism in Eukaryota, Metazoa, Chordata, Actinopteri, Salmoniformes, Salmonidae. Gene Ontology annotation, biological process: protein O-linked glycosylation. Gene Ontology annotation, molecular function: polypeptide N-acetylgalactosaminyltransferase activity. Gene Ontology annotation, cellular component: Golgi apparatus. The coding region runs from base 191 to 2050 and encodes 619 amino acids. The record is from RefSeq and is a predicted model, not a curated record. The transcript is spliced from 11 exons.
UUUCUCCCUGUUGCAACUUGUAAUAAACCAAAUAGAUUUUUGAUUGACUAUCCUCGACUGCUUUUCUCUUUUGUUCAAUUUAUUUUACAUCACCCUCCCUCCUUUCAGGUGAACCUGAAUCUCAGUGAGAGAGUGAGAGAGGAAGGCCAUCCUGUCUGUAUCCCCAGGCUGAGCACUCACACACAGAGGGAUGAUGAGGCUAGGCUGGGUUCGAGGGCUGGCCCCUUUGCUGGCCAUGGCUGCUGGAAUACUCUACAUCACAUCCAUUAAGCAGGAGGUUCAUUCUCAUGGGGAGAGACUGCAGGGGGCCCAUCAGAAUGAAUCGGCCAGGGGCCAGGACAUUCUCGAGAGGCUGGAGAAGAUGGAGGCUCACAUCGAGAAGCUGUUGAAGUCAAUCAACAAUGGGAUCAGUCUGAAAGAGGGGCAGGCUGUGAAGGCUCCCGAGGUCAAGAAGGAGAGGAAGGUGGUGAAGAAGGUGUACCCUAACUCAGCUCUGUUUACACGCUGGGGUGAUGAGCUCUCAGAGGAGGAGCAGAAAGAGGCAGAGGGGCUGUUUCAGAUGUAUGGAUACAACGCCUUCCUGAGUGACAGACUACCCCUGAACAGGGAAAUCCCUGAUACUCGCGAUCCUAAGUGUGCUAAGCACCAGUAUCCCCAUGACCUGCCCACCAUCAGCGUGGUGUUGAUCUACUUGGACGAGUCCCUGUCAAUCAUCAAGAGAGCCGUCCGCAGCAUCAUAGACAAGACCCCCCAGCGCCUGCUCAAAGACAUUAUACUGGUGGAUGACCACAGCUCCAAUGGUUCCACUGAUUUGCAAGUGUGUGCUUUCACAGAGGAUCUAAAGGAGAAGUUGGAUGCAUAUAUCAGCUUCAUCCAUGAAGAGUGUCCCGGCCUGGUGAAGAGAGUGAGACACUCAGAGCAGCUCGGUCUCACACAGGCCCGCCUCUCAGGGUGGAGGGAAGCUACAGGAGAUGUGGUGGCCAUCUUGGAUGCCCACAUAGAGGUCCAUGUGGAAUGGGCGGAGCCUCUGUUAGCUCGGAUAAAGGAGGACCGCACGUUGGUGUUGACACCGGUGUUUGACAAAGUCCAUUUCGAUGACUUGACAGUCACACGUUAUGGGCCUGCUGCAGAUGCCUUUGACUGGGCCCUGUGGUGUAUGUAUGAGUCCUUCAGACCUGAGUGGUAUGCCUUGAAAGACGAGUCACAGCCAGGAAAGAGCCCCUCCAUUAUGGGCAUACUAGUGGUUGAUCGCCUGUUCUUUGGGGAAAUUGGUGCUCUGGAUGGUGGUAUGAAGAUCUAUGGAGGGGAAAAUGUUGAACUGGGUAUCCGGGUGUGGCUAUGUGGUGGAAGUGUCGAGGUCAUACCUUGUUCUAAAAUAGCCCACAUCGAGAGGGCCCAUAAACCCUAUCUCCCUGACCUGAGCAUUACAAUGAAGAGGAAUGCUCUGAGAGUGGCUGAGGUCUGGAUGGAUGACUACAAACAUAAUGUCAACAUUGCCUGGAACAUCCCACUGAAGGAUCACGGCAUAGACAUUGGGGAUGUUUCAGAGAGGAAGAAGUUGAGAAAGAGACUGAACUGCAAACCCUUCCAGUGGUAUCUGGAUAACGUGUAUCCCAUGUUAGACCCCCUGGGUGACUUGCUUGGUUAUGGAGCUCUGGUCAAUGACCAGAAGACGGAUCUCUGUAUAGAUCAAGGCCCAGUUCCGGGGAACACACCUAUUUUAUAUGGAUGCCAUUAUUUUGGUCCACAGAGCUGUUAUUAUCGAGCCAGUGGCGAGAUCUACAUUGGAGGCAUCAAGUCUCACAAGUACAACAGUAAUCGCUGUCUGGUGGACACCGGCACUCGAACCCCAGGGCUGUAUGAGUGCAAGGUGGCCCAGCAGAAGAGAUUCCACAUGCUCUGGGAAUUUCAACAGGGAAAAGCCAUCCAGAACAGACAGACAAAGAGAUGUCUGGAGAUUGCCCCAGGGGAGGACACCUACUACCAGCUCAUCAUUCAGGAGUGUAGUGGGCAGCACUGGAACAUACAGAAUCUGAUUAAAGACUUCUGAUACACAGAGAUUAGUUAGGCCUACCAGAGACAAUACAAGUGGGAAGGUGGUAUUUACCACAUACGACUGGUAAAAGUCCACUUGAACGUCCCUCCAACUGGUAAUUACUAGUGGGAAACUCUUCUAUCAUCCCUGAGCUCCGACUUCUCCCACAUGCUGACCUCUGACAUCAUCUACUAAGGAAAUUACUUUUUUUACAGCAUUUUCAGCAGUUCAAUGCAACAAAACGUUCUUUACAAAAAUCUAUCUAUAAAUAUGUUUUUGAACACUAUAAUUUAACAAACAUGAUAGCUGAACUCAUAGCUUAUGGUUGACGCGACUUGUUGGCCAUUAGCCAAUCGGCUUUUCUCAAAUAGUUCAAAGCACGUGAAUGCAUCCAACUAGUAUUUACGACUUCAUAACUGGUAAUUACCACCUUCCCACUUUGUUAUGAACACAUCACUAUCAUCAUUCUUUGAAAAUGCUAUCUUAGUCAGCAGUGAGAUGACUGUGAUCUUAGUGAGCUGUUGGUUGUAUACAGUGGCGACGCGUCAUUCAGGGCAGGUGUUUUGUGCCCCCCCUGAUUAUCCAAAAAAUAUAACAUUUACAGUACCAGUCAAAGUGUCACGGCUUCUAUGAGUAGUGGGUGGAGAAGUCAGGCGCAGAGAGCAGGGUAGUUCAGAAGAUGUGGAUUGUUAUUUUCCAAAAACCCAGAGAGACGGUCACGCCACACACACAAGGGCGCAAAAGCUGGCGGGCCUACUGGGUUUAAAUAGCCCACAAUCAAAACCUAAACACAAAACAGGUGCAACUAAUCAGACACAACUAAAUGAAACAGAAAAGGGGAACGGUGUCAGCUAGUAGGCCGGCGACGACGACCGCCGAGUGCCGCCCAAACAGGAAGAGGCACCAACUUCGGCGGGAUUCGUGACACAAAGGUUGGACACACCUACUCUUUCAAGGGUUUUUAUUUAUUUUUAAUAUGUUCUACAUUGUAGAAUAAUAGUGAAGACAUCAAAACUAUGAAAUAACACAUGUAAUCGUUUAGUAAACAAAAAAGUGUUGGAACAAAUCAAAAUAUAUCUUGUAUUUGAGAUUCUUCAAAGUAGCCACCCUUUGCCUUGAUGACAGCUUUGCACACUCUUGGCAUUCUCUAAGAUAGAAAAUCAUUCCAGGUGAAGCUAACAGUCUUGAAGGAGUUCCCACAUACGCUGAGCACUUGUUGGCUACUUUUCCGUCACUCUGCGGUCCAACUCAUCCCAAACCAUCUCAAUUGGGUUGAGGUCAGGUCAUUGUGAAGGCUAGGUCAUCUGAUGCAGCCCUCCAUCACUCUCCUUCUUGGUCAAAUAGCCCUUACACAGCCUGGAGGUGUGUUGGGUCAUUGGUCCUGUUUAAAAAGAAAUGAAAGUCCCACUAAGUGCACACCAGAUGGGAUGACGUAUCGCUGCAGAAUGCUAUGGUAGCCAUGCUGGUUAAGUGUGCCUUAAAUUCAAAAUAAAUCAUAGACAGUGUCACAAGCAAAGCACCCCCACCAUCACACCUCCUCCUCCAUGCUUCACAGUGGGAACUACACAUGCGGAGAUCAUCCGUUCACCUACUCUGUGUCUCACAAAGACACAAUGGUUGGAACCAAAAAUUUCUAAUUUGAACUCAUCAGACCAAAGCACAGAUUUCCACUGGUCUAAUAUCCAUUGCUCAUGUUUAUUGGUCAAAGCAAAUCUCUUCUUCUUAUUGGUGUCCUUUUUUGAUGGUUUUGUUGCAGCAGUUCGACCAUGAAGGUCCGAUUCACACAGUCUCCUCUGAACACUUGAUGUGUGUCAUGAAGAAUUUAUUUGGGCUACAAUCUGUGGUGCAGUUAUGAACUUAUCCUCUGCAGCUGAGGUAACUCUGGGUCUUCCUUUCCUGUGGUGGUCCUCUUGAGAGCCAGUUUCAUCAUAGAGGUUGAUAGUUUUUGUGACUGCACUUGAAGAAACUUUCAAAGUUCUCGAAAUGUUCCGUAUUGACUGACCAUCAUGUCUUCAUGUAAUGAUGUCUUGUCAUUUCUCUUUGCUUAUUUGAGCUUGUCUUGCCAUAAUAUGGACUUGGUCUUUUAUUAAAUAGGGCUAUCUUCUGCAUACCACCCCUACCUUGUCACCACACAACUGAUUGGUUCAAACACAUUAAGAAAUAAAUAAUUCCACAAAUUAACUUUUAACAAGGCACAUCUGUUAAUUGAAAUGCAUUCCAGGUGACUACCUCAUGAAGCUGGUUGAGAGAAUACCAAGAGUGUGCAAAGCUGUCAUUAAGGCAAAGGGUGGCUACUUUGAAGAAUCUCAAAUAUAAAAUAUAUUUGGAUUUGUUUAACACUUUUUUUGUUAUUACAUGAUUCCAUAUGUGUCAUGUCAUAGUUUUGAUGUCUUCACUAUUAUUCUACAAUGUAGAAAAUAGUAAAAAUAAAGAAAAACUCUUGAAUGAGUAGGAAUGUCCAAACUUGACUGGUACUGUAUAUAUAUAUAUUUUUGUGCCUGUUUUGCAUGUUAUUUUAGCAUUUAAUACGUGUCACAUAUCAGUUGGCAAACAAUGUAAAAAAAAUAUAUACAUGUAUAUUGAGUCAAUAAAGCUGCAUACA